Molecule: messenger RNA, 1772 nt
Organism: Eutrema salsugineum
Lineage: Eukaryota; Viridiplantae; Streptophyta; Magnoliopsida; Brassicales; Brassicaceae
Exons: 2
Coding region: 327-1538 (403 amino acids)
Source: RefSeq, a predicted model, not a curated record
UCUCUCUUUCUUUCUGCCGACCCCUAAAAUUCCAAUCUUUUUUCAACUUGCUAACAGUUUUGCAUUUAUGUCUCUCUUUGAAAAUUGUCCUGUUUGUUUCUAACUUUUCUUAUGUAACUCACAUGCUUGCUGUUCUUUCAAUCAUAUUCUUACACGACUACAACUACGAAUUUUUCUUUUAGCCUUUUUUUCUUUUGUUUUAAAGUUUCUCUUUCUGGGUUGCUCUGUUAGAUAAUUCAGCUGACUUCUCUUCUUACUACCUUGGUUUCUCUUGUUGUGGAUCAGAGCUUCGUUUUGGAUUUAAGGAUUGUUUCUUAGGUUUUGCAAUGGACUCCCCACAAUCUGUUGUUUCACCAUUCAAGAUUGGUGAGUCAGAGAAUGAGAACUCAACUUCUGUGCAAAGCUCUGGUAACCGAUCAAAUGGUAUCGAAUCAAAUGGAAAAGAUUCUAUCAGUUGUGGCCGGCAAGACCUUGUUGGUACUCUUCAGGUUUAUGUGCAUCAGGCAAGAGAUAUCCAUAACAUUUGUAUAUACCACAAGCAAGACGUUUAUGCCAAGCUUUGCCUUACCAGUGAUCCUGAAAAGUCUGUCUCGACCAAAAUCAUCAAUGGCGGUGGGAGGAAUCCGGUUUUUGAUGACAACGUUAAGCUUGAUGUCAGGGUUCUGGACACUUCCCUCAAAUGUGAGCUUUACAUGAUGAGCAGAGUGAAGAAUUAUCUCGAAGACCAGCUGCUUGGUUUUACUCUGGUUCCUAUGUCGGAACUGCUCUGCAAGAAUGGUAAACUCGAGAAAGAGUUCUCUCUUUCUUCCACUGAUCUGUACCAUUCGCCAGCUGGUUUUGUUCAUUUGUCUCUCUCCUACAAUGGAUCCUACCCUGAAGUGAUGGCUAUUCCCUCAAUGCCUUCAUGUGUUUCUGUUGAUGAAACUACCAAGAAUCCAGAAGGGUCUGAAUCAGUUCCGGAUGAGUUGGAUAAGAUAGAGUUUCCAGAUCCUAAUGUCGCCAACGAAAACGAGAAGAUGGUUUCCGAGUAUUUUGGGAUCUCCUGUUCCACUAUCGACACAGAAACUUCUGACAGCCUGGUCACUACUGAUACUGACAAUCAUGUAGCCAAUUCUGUCACUUCUAUACUGAAGCAAGAUUCACCUGAGAGCAGCAAUGCAACAAAUGGAGGUGCUUCUCCUCACGCUUCAGCACACUCCGCCACACCAAACCAUGAACAUAUCUCUCUCGUGGAUUCCAAAGCGGAUUCCCAGGAGUCAGGGAGCGAGGCUUCAGGUGAGACAUCCGAGGAGAAGAUUGUGAAACCCACCCUCAGUGUGAGGGUUGAGCCAGAGUCAAAGGUUGUGCAGCAGGAUAUAGUCGACAUGUACAUGAAAAGCAUGCAACAGUUUACUGAUUCACUGGCUAAGAUGAAGCUUCCUCUGGACAUUGAUAGCCCAACAAAAUCAGAGAAUUCAAGCUCUGAUUCUCAGAAGCUGCCAACACCAAAGAGCAACAAUGGAUCCCGUGUGUUCUACGGGAGCAGGCCUUUCUUCUGAGCAUCUGUUUUACCAAGUUCAGAGGAAGAACGCAGGUCACUCUUAGACUUUUCUAAUGAAGAAUGACUAAUCCUAAUGAUGUAAUUUUAUGAUGUACUAUUUGAUGUUGUAUCUCCCAUCUGGUUCAUCUCGAUGCUUUAGCUGAUGUGAAAUUAUUAUUAUGUAUCUCUAGCCUUUGCCCUAUUAGAACUAUGUUCGCACUAUAUGAACCUAAUCAUGUUUGUUUAUCCUGAA